Messenger RNA from Epithele typhae, 3675 nucleotides. RefSeq names its product beta and beta-prime subunits of DNA dependent RNA-polymerase. Gene Ontology annotation, cellular component: nucleus; RNA polymerase I complex. Bases 1 to 3675 code for a protein of 1224 amino acids. The transcript is spliced from 12 exons. Gene Ontology annotation, molecular function: DNA binding; ribonucleoside binding; DNA-directed RNA polymerase activity. The record is from RefSeq and is a predicted model, not a curated record. NCBI's taxonomy places the organism in Eukaryota, Fungi, Basidiomycota, Agaricomycetes, Polyporales, Epitheliaceae. Gene Ontology annotation, biological process: DNA-templated transcription.
AUGCCCCACGGCUCGUUUCCAUCCUCGAGUCGUGCGAAGAGCACGUUCCAAACUGUAGACCGCGAAACAAAAUUCAAGCAUCCGCCCAAAGACAGUCACACCGUCCCCAUCCUCAAUGAAUUCGUGACGCCAAUCCUCGAGUCCUUUAACGCUCUCUUCGACGACUCUGGCCUUCCUGCUGAUGUAGGGGACAAGCGGGGGCUCAUUAAUAUGGGGCUGGAGGACAUUGGCAAGCGGGUGGUGUUUGAUGGCAAGGGGACAGUGGGCACGGAAAGCGGGCAGAGUGGCUGGGGUAACCGGUUAGCUAUGUGGUACGACCAGGUCACACUUGCUCGCCCUAUGGUUCCCGAUCGAGACAAGGAUGCAGUGGAGAGACGAGUGUUUCCAGCUGAGGCCCGUGAACGUCUGACUUCGUACCGUGGACGUAUGACUGCCCGCAUAUGUUGGCAAGUCAACGAUGGUCCCGUAGAAACGGAGACUCGCGACUGUGGCCUUCUACCUAUCAUGGUCCGCUCUGUCCGCUGUAACCUCCGCGGGCUGUCGUCCGCCGAACUGGUCAAGCGACAUGAAGAACCCGAGGAAUUCGGUGGUUACUUCGUCAUUAAUGGCAACGAACGCCUCAUCCGCUACCUCAUUCUUCCCAGACGACAUCACGUCAUCUCCCUCAUUCGCCCAUCCUUCGUCAACCGCGGCCCUUCCUACACGCCUUACGCCGUUCAAAUCCGUGGCGUCCGGCCAGACCAGACAAGCGUAACAAACACCCUCCAUUAUCUCUCCAACGGCAGCGCCAUGCUGCGCUUCAGCUGGCGGAAGCAAGAAUAUGUGAUACCCAUUAUGCUCAUCCUGAAAGCACUCGUGUCCGCUUCGGACAAGGAGAUUUUCGAGGGCGUCAUGAUGCAGGAUUACGAGGAUACGUUUUUGUCGGACCGUGUAGAGCUGCUACUUCGCAGCUUCAAGACAUACAGCCUGUACACCGGCGAUCAAUGCCUUCAGUACCUUGGUGACAAGUUCCGUGUCGUCGUGAACAUGCCGGAUGACUGGACAAAUCAGGCGAUUGGGACAUGGCUCAUCAGUAAACUUGUGCUAGUUCACCUAUCCAAUCCUCGAGACAAGUUCCGCAUGCUCCUAUUCAUGCUGAGGAAAUUGUACGCCCUGGUCUCCAAGUCUUGCAGUGUGGACAACCCCGAUUCUCCUCAGCAUCAAGAAGUCCUCCUCCCUGGCACCCUCUACGCUAUGAUCAUCAAAGAGCGUCUGGAGGAAGCCUUGAACGGCUUCCGGGAAGGCGUCGCCGCCGACGUACGGAAUUCGAACCCGUCUGUAGACUUCUUUGAUAAGCGGUAUGUCCGGAAAGUCCUGGCGAAAACAAAUUACGAGAUAGGCACGAAGAUGGCAAACUUCCUCGCCACGGGUAACCUGGUGUCACCAACAGGCUUGGAUCUCCAACAGGCUUCCGGCUUCACGAUUGUAGCCGAGAAGCUGAACUGGAUGCGUUACAUCAGCCAUUUCCGUUCUAUCCACAGAGGUGCCUUCUUCGCCGAGCUGAAGACUACGACCGUCCGAAAGCUUCUCCCUGAGGCAUGGGGUUUCCUCUGCCCAGUGCAUACACCCGAUGGAUCGCCUUGCGGUCUCCUCAACCACCUAUCCCGAACCUGCCGUAUUGUCACACAAGCUCUCCCUUCUGCACAUAUACCCGCCCUCCUCACCAAACACGGCAUGACACAAGCCUUCACCCCCUCGGUCGACGGUCGAAGGAACCUCUGCGUCCAGCUUGACGGCCGGCUCAUCGGCUGGGCUCCCCCAGCGGUGUGCAAGCAACUCGCCAUGAACCUCCGGAUAUGGAAGACCGAAGGACUCCACGACGUCCCGCUCGACCUCGAGAUCGGCUACGUGCCGAUCUCGAAGGGCGGUCAAUAUCCGGGUCUGUACCUGUUCGCCGGACGGGCGCGGAUGAUGCGACCAGUGAAGUACCUUGCCAACGGGAGGGAAGACCAAGUUGGCUCGUUCGAGCAGGUGUACAUGGACAUUGCCUGUACUCCGGCUGAGAUCGAAGACGGCGUGUCCACGCACGUCGAGCACUCGCCCACCAACUUCUUAUCUAUCCUUGCAAACUUGACGCCGUUCUCGGACUUCAACCAGAGCCCAAGAAACAUCUACCAAUGCCAGAUGGGCAAGCAAACAAUGGGAACGCCGUCCACGGCCCUGCAGCACCGAACGGACAACAAGCUCUACCGCCUCCAGACCGGACAAUCUCCCAUCGUGCGCCCGGCGUUGCACAACACGUACGGCAUGGACUCCUUCCCGAACGGCACGAACGCGAUCGUGGCCGUCAUCUCCUACACGGGUUACGACAUGGAGGACGCGAUGAUCCUCAACAAGUCCGCGCACGAGCGCGGUUUCGGCUACGGCACCAUCUACAAGUCCUACAUCGUCGACCUCCAGGAGCUCUCCGGCUCCCGCCGCGCGACCUCCGCCCCCACCCUGCACUUCGGUGUCGGCCCAGAGAUCCGCAUGGGGGACGGCGAGCGCCAGCACCCGGCCGCGAAGCUCAUCGACGCGGACGGGCUGCCCGCGGUCGGCGUCCGGCUCAACCCCGGGGACCCGAUCGCGGCGUACGUCGACGACACGACGGGGCGGACCAGGUUCGCGAAGUACAAGGGCGACGAGGUCGCGUACGUGCAGACCGUGCGCCUCAUCGGCAGCGACGCGGGCGACCAGGAGCUGCAGAAGAUCCAGGUCACGCUGCGGAUCACGCGCGCCCCCGUCAUCGGCGACAAGUUCUCCUCGCGGCACGGGCAGAAGGGCGUGUGCUCGCAGAAGUGGCCCGCGGUGGACAUGCCGUUCACGGAGAGCGGGAUGCAGCCAGACGUGAUCAUCAACCCGCACGCGUUCCCGUCGCGGAUGACGAUCGGGAUGCUCGUCGAGAGCAUGGCGGGCAAGGCGGGCGCGAUGCACGGGCUCGCCCAGGACGCGACGCCGUUCCAAUUCACAGAGGAAGACACCGCGAUCGAGUACUUCGGUGACCAGCUCCUUGCGGCCGGCUACAACUACUACGGCAACGAACCGAUGUACUCGGGCAUCACUGGGCAGGAGUUCGCCGCAGAUAUUUACAUCGGCGUGGUCUACUACCAACGCCUCCGACACAUGGUCCUCGACAAGUUCCAAGUGCGGACGACAGGCCCCAUCGACCCCGUCACGCGGCAGCCCGUCAAGGGCCGCAAACGCGCAGGUGGCAUCCGGUUUGGCGAGAUGGAGCGGGACGCGCUCAUCGCGCACGGCACCGCCUUCCUCCUACAAGACCGUCUCAUGAACUGCUCCGACUACUCGACCGCCUGGGUCUGCCGCACCUGCGGCUCCCUCGUCUCCCUCGGCUACGACGACGUCUCCCUGGGCGCGGCGGCGCUCCCGAGCGGCCCCGGGGGCGAGUACUGUCGCGUCUGUCGCGCGGCGGCGGAGGAGGUCGACGUCCGCGAGCGCGCCGCCCUCGCGAACGGCGGCGCGCACGCGGCGGGGGCGGGGGCGGGAGCUGACGUGCGCGUGUCGAUCCCGCCCGGGCACGUGCUCAACGCGGGCGCGCGCGGCGGGGACAUGGACGUGAUCGCGGUCCCGUACGUGUUCCGCUACCUGUGCGCGGAGCUCGCGUCGAUGGGCAUCAAGAUCUCGCUCGAGGUCCGCUGA